Molecule: messenger RNA, 8256 nt
Organism: Motacilla alba alba
Lineage: Eukaryota; Metazoa; Chordata; Aves; Passeriformes; Motacillidae
Gene: AKAP5
Product: A-kinase anchoring protein 5
Exons: 3
Coding region: 1412-3766 (784 amino acids)
Biological process (GO): positive regulation of adenylate cyclase activity
Cellular component (GO): dendrite membrane; postsynaptic density; excitatory synapse
Molecular function (GO): GABA receptor binding; adenylate cyclase binding; molecular adaptor activity
Source: RefSeq, a predicted model, not a curated record
UUCUGGAGGCUCUCCCAUCAAUCAUCACAGCUGGAGAUGUGACUUUUUUAAAGUCAGAUCUCAGCUGCUUUGGAAAGAAGAAAGAUUAUGAAAGAGGCACUUUCUCUGGUGUUUUGGGCAUGGAUCAGUUUGAAGCCAAGAGCUGGCUGUCCUUAUCUCCACCUCCAAAGGUGUAGCUCUGCAGCACCUCCAGCAGUGAGUGCUGAAAGCUGUGAAGGUUUCAGGUGGGACACAACAAUCAGCUGCCAAGAGCAAGACCCCCUCCCUUCCCACCAAGCCAGGAGCCCCCAGCGGUCCCUCCUCCCCGCGGGGUGUGCUCCGGGCUCCCUUACAGUGCCUCCUGCUGCCGCCGGGAUCCAAACCACAAACCGCAGCUCGAUUUCUGGGAGCACCUUCACCUCGAGCUGAAGUUGGUGGUUUUCGGGUCUGCAGCCGCUGUGCACAGCCUGGGAGGGGACGGGAGGUUCCUCCGCCGGCGGGCGAGGGACCCUGCCCCACCAGGAGGGCGGUGCUGCCCCGCCACAGGGCGGGAUGCUGCCCCGCCGGGGCAGAGGGAUGCUGAGCGGCGAGCAGCGAGAGACGCUUUCGCACGGGAGGAAGGAGGCGGCGAGCAGAUGUGCUGCGGGGGAAGCGUGCCCCGGAACCCCCUUUUAAUCACCCUGCUCUUGAAAAGCAGGGCACGAAAUGCCGUGUAAAGCCCUGCCCGGAGCCCCCGAGCCCGUCCUGCAGAAGUUGGUCGGUUUGUGGUAACACCUUUUUGCAUCGUUCUAUCCAAAAGAUAAAAAGAUGAAAGCCUGGGUCAUGCUUUGCAGCAAAUUUCAUGUAACAUGCGAGGGGAACUGAAGCAGAAACCAAAGCCACGGCAGAGCAGCAUCUGACCUUGUCACUGGGGGGCAGAAAACAGCCGCUGCUUCCACUGGUGCUUCGAUCAAGCUCCCUGGGCGAUGUGGAAUUGCAGAGAGCUCACAAAGUGCAAGUUCCUUCCAGGUCCGUGGGGUGAAUAAAAAUUGUUAAUUCUUGCCUCGAUUUGUCAUCCUUUGGGGGAAAAAAGAGGUAUGUCAGACUGGCCAUUGUACAGUUAGACCAAGCACAACUGGAAGUGGGUUGCUCCAGAGAUGAGAGUGACUGAGGCCAGCAAAGCCAAGGAGAAGCCUGUUCAGCUGCUCAUCUACCCGGGAUUCCUUGGAGAGGUGAUAAAGUGAGUAAUAAGGCAAAGUGGGAGUUAUAAAGUGGAUGCGACAGCUCCAGCAGAACUUCUUCUCACUGCCACAUACGCUCGUUGCAAAGCAACUAAUGUUAUUUGGAAAUCUGUUUGAGGAAAAAAAUGCACUUUGAGCAUCUCUGCAGUUCUGGAGUCUGAAGCAUUGAUCAGGAAAAUCGGCAGCACAGCGCCAACAAAGGAGAAGAGAACAUGGUGAAGGCAGCUAAGGAAAUUGAAAUGGAGAGCCCAAGAGAGGCAGAGACUCCCAGCACAGGGGCCACAUGUUCCCCACCAGAGGAACAAGCAAAAAAACCCUCCAUGCUCUGUUUUAAGAAGCGGAAGAAGUCCUGUAAGAAAGGGCUGACUGUGAAGGAUGCGUGCGAAGGAGCCUCAGAGGAGAAAAGCCAAUGUGCCAGCGCUGACCAAGAGGAGGCCAAAGCUUCCAAUCCAUCACGAUCCUCCAAAGGAACCUGGGCAGCCAUCAAAAACCUUGCCCGACCUCAGAGAAGGCAGAAGUCCUCCUCACGGAAGAAGGUGCCCUCUGAUUCCCAAGUGCAGCUGGAGGUGGAUGCUGAGGAGAGCUGCGCACAAGACCUCCCAAAGAAACGGGCGAGCUCUGGGGUGAAGAUGCCCUGCGUGAGGUUCUCCAGAGGUAAGAAAAAACCCAGCCCCUCAGAAGCAGUGGAGGAGUCAGAGGGCAGUGUUCCAGCAAAUGAAGUGAUGGGUGUUGUGAACAAGGCUGGUGAAGAGCCAGAGGAUUUGGCCCCAACAGACAAAUCUGAGUCCUUCAGCCCAGCCUCUGCAAAGGAGGAGCAGGAUACCGCGAAGCAGGAGCAGCAUGGAAUGAAAGAGGACCAGGAUACAGUGAAAGAGGACAACCAUACAGAAAAGGAAAGUGACACCUCUGUUGGGAAGAGUGAGCCCUUGACAGAGCCCACACGUGAUGCAGAACAUUUGGAGUGCACUGUUCAGUUGGAGAUAACCAGUUCAGAGACAUUUGAUGAAGCAGCCCAGGAAAAACUGCAGGAAGGGAGUCUGCCCCAAACCACCAAUGGUGUGGAGGGCAGGGAAGUUGCUCCCGAAGCCCCUGCUUCUAAAGAUCAACCUGACAAUGUCCCGGAAAUCACAGAGUGGCAGGAAAUCCCUCAUAUCUGCAAAGAGAUGCCUGGAAGGGAUGAACUGGAAAAGAGCAUAAAUCUUUCUAAGGAGUGCAAAGCCGAGGAGACUGUAACUGAUUUCAGUGAGUUGGCAUCUGGAGGUGAUGCAGCGAGUGUGCAGGAUGCAGCGAGUGUGCAGGAGGCAGCAAGUGUGAAGGAUGCAGUGAGCAUGCAGGAUGCAACGAGUGUGCAAGAUGCAGGGAGUGUGAAGGAGGCAGCAAGUGUGCAGAAUGCAGCGAGUGUGCAGAAUGCAGCGAGUGUGCAGGAUGCAGUGAGUGUGCAAGAUGCGGCAAGUGUGAAGGAUGCAGUGAGUGUGAAAGAGGCAGCGAGUGUGCAGGAUGCAGUGAGUGUGAAAGAGGCAGCGAGUGUGAAGGAGGCAGCAAGUGUGCAGGAUGCAGCGAGUGUGAAGAAUGCAGUGAGUGUGCAGGAGGCAACAAGUGUGCAGGGUGCAGCAAGUAUGCAGGAUGCCACAACUGUGCAGGAUGCAGCGAGUGUGAAGGAUGUAGUGAGUGUGAAAGAGGCAGCGAGUGUGCAGGAUGCAGUGAGUGUGCAAGAUGCCACAAGUGUGCAGGAUGCCACAAAUGUGCAGAAUGCAGCGAGUGUGCAGGAUGCAGCAAGUGUGCAAGAUGCAGCGAAUGUGCAGGAUGCAGCCAGCAUGAAGGAUGCAGUGAGUGUGCAGGAGGCCAUGAGUGUACAGGAUGCAGCAAGCAUGAAGGAUGCAGUGAGCGAGCAGGAGGCAGCAAGUGUGAAGGAUGCAGCAAGUGUGCAGGAUGCCACAAGUGCACAGGAGGCAGUGAGUGUGCAGGAAGCAGUGAGUAUGCAGGAUGCAGCAAGUGUGCAGGAUGCAGCGAGUGUGAAAGAUACAGCAAGCAUGCAGGAUGCCACAAGUGUGCAGGACACAGUGAGUGUGCAGGAGACAGCGAGUGCCCAGGAUGUAGCAAGCGUGAAGGAUGCAGUGAGUGUGCAGGAGGCAGCGAGUGUGGAGGAUGCAGCAAGUGUGCAGGAGGCAGCAGGUGCGCAGGAAUGCUCCAGCCAUCAGAUACUAGAAGCAAAUGCAGGCGCUGGUGUCAGCAUCGUCAUCACCAUCACCGAAGCUGAGGACUCUGACAACACCGACUCUGACCAGGCCUAUGAGCCGUCCCCAGUUUUGCACCAAAAAAAGCAAAAAGGGAAUAAAAAAUCGAACAGGAACACUGAUGUUGGUCAAAAAGAGGGCCCCGAGGCUGGUGGCGGUCCCCAGGCAGAGGAGAAAGGUCUGGGUGACCAGGGGCACAGAACUGGGGAGCAGUACGAGUUGCUCCUCAUAGAAACCGCCUCCUCCCUCGUGAAGGCGGCCAUUCAGUCAUCCAUAGAGCAGCUGGUCAACGAAAUGGCCCUGGAACAGAAUAAACACAACAGCUUUCUGUGAUGGCAGCCUUGCCCCAGAGAGGAAGGGCAGAGGGAGUGAUUUCAAGCUCCGUUUGGCCUGCGGGGUGUGUGGAGAACUGGGAGAGCUCCCGGGGCCGCGGUGUAGUCGAUCCUGCAUGCCCGUUCAGUUGUGUCCAUGUGAAACGGAUCCCGGGACGAGGGCAGACCCUGCUGAGCGCAGCGCGUCCCCUGGGGCUUCAGACAGCGCCGCUGACCACAGCUGCGGAAAAACUAAGGUGUUCCAGAGACUGUAUUUUCACUUAUUGGCACAUUUAUGUCAAGGCCACAUUUCUGCUGUCCCCCAUGCCCUGCUUCCCCGCUGUUCAUGCUGUAGAUCUGCGCGUACCAUGUGUUUGAAGAAAGGUCCUGGGAGGCAGUGAGUGCCUGACCUGCUGCUGGGCUGGAUUCGGGGCACGCUGAAACAGCUGGAGGCUUGCUGGGGCUUUAUUGCAGACGAGGAAGAGCGAAGUGUCUGCAACAUUAACAAGAGAGCAUCACUGCCAGGCUGUGCUUUGUGCUGUGAACCGGCCCUCGCUACGCCCCGGCGCAGGGAGCCGCGCUCACUGCUGAGGCACGGAGCCGGCGGCUUCCAGCGAGCUCUCUCCUUCCCUCACUCGGCCUCUCCCCCGUCAGGAGCAGCCUGCGCAUCUCCAGACCCGCUAAAGCUCAACAUCAGCCUCGCCCUGCUGACCCCGGGCUGCGCCAAUGCCGAGAGAGCGGCAGCGCCUCGUCUGCCGGGGGACCCCUCUCGCCCCUCGGAGCCCGGCGGGCAGAAUUCCCGGCUGGGCCGGGCGGGAGCAGCCCCGCCGCCCGCUGCCCCUCUCCUCCCUCGCCUCCCUCCGUCCCCAUGCCGCUGUCGUGCUGAGGCUCUCCUCAGAUGUAGCGUAUUUUUUUAUACAUGGCAUGCGAUAUAAAUAGCAGUGAGCUGCAUGCGUGUUAGCAGUCGGCAUGGUUCGGGAAGCUGCAGCGUGCUGCCGGCGCUGGGAUCGCUUUGGUUUGGUCUGAGUGCCGCUGGCAUCCCCGGCUGCCGGCGGAGCCCGUCCCGCACCGCUCCCCGCUCCUCCCGCCUUCAUCCCGCCCAGGCAUCCCUCGGGAAUCGUGCGCUGUGCCCGGCUCGCUGCCUCCGGGCUCUGGCACGCCACGUAGCUCGCUCUGAAACAUGCAGGGAAAUGCUGGAGCAAUCUUACCAAAGUCCUCAGGGGAAAAAAAAAAAUCCUGACAUGAGGGCCUGAGGACGUGGCUGGAGGAUGCCUGGACAAGCCCACUGCUGUCAAACCCGCGGACUGCCCUGCCCCGAGGGGUCUGCACGUGUGUGUGAGCAUCACCCCCAGCUACCAGCACUCCAGGAGAAAGGGGCCUUUUAGUAAUAUGGGAUUGCAUCUGCGUGGCUGGGAUUCGUGUCCAGCUGUGGGCAAGGCAGUGGGGUGUUCCUCUGAGAAAAUUCUCCUGCGUGUUCCUCAGCCAGCACAGAAACAGCAGCUGUGCUUGGCGAUUGCUCACUGACUGUGCGCUGAGAUCUCCCUUCCCAGCAGCACAGACUUUGGAUUCCUGCUAAAAUACAAGGGCUGUACCUGUCCCUCGUACCUGGUGCACAAACAUGUUUUAAACCUUGAUAAAACAUCUCCUCGAUGUCACAAGAGGACUGCGAGCAGCAAGAGCCACAGCUCAUCUCUGUGAAAGUAAAACUUAAAAAAACCCAGAGGGUGGUAAAGAAAAAAAAAAGUGUCUUUUUUUCCCUGUGAAUUUGUUUAUUAAGUUAUCAGCUAUUGAUAAUUCAGUGUGUACGAUUUUAAUGGCUUUGUACUUCAUACUGGUCCUUCCAGGUAUUUUGCCAUAGUUUUGAAAAAGAGACUUUUAAAGGACUUUCAGAUGUACCUUUGGAGCUGCUGCAGCACCCCAGGAAGAGCCAUCCUGAUGCUGGCAGAGGCCUACAGGAUUACACUGGGCACUGUGGCAGGCUGGUGCUGAGCAAAGGGCUGCAGCAUUGCUGUGGGAUCCCGCUGGAGUCAGCUGCAGAGGAGGAUGUCCAAGCUUUAGUAAAUAAACACAAAAUUACCCCAGAGGGCCAGGCUGUCAUCCUCUGUCAGCCUGCUGAGCUGUUUUGGGAGGAUUUGGUGUUAUUUCAGUAUUGCCUUUUAGGCGAAACACAUCUUCAAAAAAGGAGGAGAAUGGCAGAAAUGCCCAGUCCAGCCCUGCCCCGUGACUUGCUCCGUGUCAGGGGCUGGGUUUGCAUCCUCUCUUGUAUCUGGUUUUCCCUCUGUUACAGCUGUACAUGAAACUGAUGAUUAUUUCAUUAAAGCUGAAUGUACCUGUUGUUUUCUUGCCUUGUGAUUGAGUGGGCAGCUAUGGAGAGAUUUUAGAUGUGAAAGGAUUAACUCACAGUGGUGCUCCAUUGUGUCCAGCUUGUUCAGGCAGUCAUACAGUGAGCAGAGAGAAAUCUUAAUGCUGGUGGCAGACCCAAAUUCUUUGGAGGUUUGCACCUCCUCUGCCCUUUCUAUGGCAUUUCCUUUGGUUGCUGGUCAAUCAUUUCUGCUAGAGAGUCCUGGCUGCCCAGGGACUGCUAUAAGGAAUUUGUGAAGGAUCACAAAUCUCUGGCAGCUAAGAAAAGCCAUCCUGCUGCCCCAUGGCUAAAUUCCCUGUUAGAUACCCUGUGGCACCAGAGGAAAAUGUCUGAGGCUCUGCAGACUGACAAGGGUGGUGCUGACAGCCUUCAGGUUGGGGCUGGCAUUUCGGGAAGGGGAGCAGCACAUUUGGUGUUUUGGCACUUUCUGUGGCAGAUCAAAUAGGUCCCACACCCUAAUUGUUUGGGGGCUUUUUGCAUAAUGUCCUUCAUGUCCUUCAAGGUCCAUCUUCCUUCUUGAGGCAGUUUAAAACAUACACAAAAUACGGGGGAAAGGAGUUAUAAAUUUUUAAUAGUAUUAAUGCUAUCUAUUCUUUCAAGUUUACAGAACAAAAUACAGGCUCAUAACAGCUGCUAUUGACUUAAUUAAGACUCUCUACUCCUUCCUUAUGAUUAGAGAGUAGACCAUUAAUAAGACAUUAAUUCUUUCACAGAAGGAGUAAUAAAUUUACUAUUGUGAAAGAGUGGCGGGCCAGGGAACCUGUGAGGAUGUGGCUGUGUGGCUGUGACAGAGCACCAAAGGGUGGCCUGACUUUAGGACCACCAUCCUCACCAACAGCUAAAAUAAUCUGGCAUUAUCAUAGAAUCACAGGAUCAUUCAGGUUGGAAAAGACCUCUAAGAUCACCAAGCACUGCCAAGGCCACCACUAAACCGUGUCCCCAGGUGCCACAUCUACAUAUUUUUUAAACCCCUCCAGGGAUGGUGACUCCACCAUUGCCCUGGGCAGCCUGCUCCAAUGCUGGACACUCCUCUCAGGGAAGAAUUUUUUCCUGAUAUCCAAUCAUUUUUAUGGCCAUAUUCAGCUUGCUUCUGAGCUAGAUUCAUUGCUUGCUGCCCUCUGAAUCAUGGAAGUGGUUCUUCUGCUCACCCCACAACCUGUGCUGUUGCUUUUGUCCCAGAUGCUUCCAGGGCUCUCCUCAGUGGGGACAAUCCAGCUCCAAAUCCAACAAGUUCCCUAUCCUUGCUUUGCAGUGUCAUGUUGAAUAUUUUCAUCUCCCACAGCUUUUUUAUAUUAACAGCAAAGAAAAAGGUGUUUAAAUAGUAUAGCUCGUACCCAGAGAGGCUUCCAGGGGGAUAAAAAGCUUUUCUGUUAAGUCAACACUGAGCCCAGCAGAAAACAAGCGUAUCCAUUGAAAAGUUCCCUGUGAAAUCUGCCAGUAGACAACGAUGGCACAAACAAAUAUUGCAUUUUCUUUCCUGCCCUGGGACACCAGAAAUGGAUUAGAAAUGCACAGGGGCAGAUCUCCAGCUGCUGAAGGUCAUGGCAGCUCCAUAGGCUUCAAAGGACUGACUCUACAGCAGCCAGGAGUCUGGUGUUUGAAUCCAAGGUGCAAUCCCUGCAUAAAUCCCUGCACAAAUCAUGGACAUUCUCAUAUGCAACAUGUAUGAAAGUGAAGAUGCAGUUGUGGGGGGUUUUGUUGUUGUUUUGUGGGGUUUGGGUUGGGUUUUGUCUUUUUUUUUUCCCCACAAAUGUAUGUAAGAAAUUGAGUAAAUUCACAAAAUACAUGGGAAUGUUGGUUUUCACUUGGGAUGGAUGGAUGGAUGGAUGGAUGGAUGGAUGGAUGGAUGGAUGGAUGGAUGGAUGGAUGGAUGGAUGGAUGGAAGCCAGACCCACAUUUACAGGCACUGAAGCCCUAAUGUUUCCUGUGUUAUAGAUAGAGCCUUUCAACAUGAGUAACUCAAAAUGAACUGCUCCAAGGAAACAGAUUGAUUUAAAUAAUUGCUUUAAUAUGAUUUUACCUCUGCAGUUUUAUUUCCCAGAGAAAUGGUUCUUGUCAGCUCUUGUUGGGUAGUACUAAAAUAAUGAAAUACUUUUCAUUUGCAAAUGGACAAAAUCUUAACAUUAAAUGUGACUUUAAAAAACACCUAA